Bemisia tabaci is the source of this 971-nucleotide messenger RNA. RefSeq names its product trafficking protein particle complex subunit Trs33 (gene Trs33). Gene Ontology annotation, cellular component: trans-Golgi network; TRAPP complex; cis-Golgi network. NCBI's taxonomy places the organism in Eukaryota, Metazoa, Arthropoda, Insecta, Hemiptera, Aleyrodidae. Gene Ontology annotation, biological process: endoplasmic reticulum to Golgi vesicle-mediated transport; regulation of GTPase activity. The record is from RefSeq and is a predicted model, not a curated record.
AUAAAAAUUAAUUCCUGAAAAUUUCAUGGAAGUUUGUACCAAAGUUACGAGAAAAAUUUAAAAAAUAUCUAAAAAUCCGGCAACAUAGCGAUAUCUUAUCAGUAAACAAAACAAAUGUUAGUAGUCAGUUUAUGUUGUGAUAUACGUUGUGAUAGUAAUUGAAUUGAUGAAAUAAAAUGAGUUUAUCCUCUCUCUCCGCUUUCAAUCGCAGUAAAUAAUUAGUUUUAGACACUCUACCAAUCCCCCAAAUCUGAAAACAAGUAAAUCCUAACAUCUUUGUCACUUUGAAAGGUUCUCUGCUCAAGAUGCCUGCCGUGCCAAUAGCUGAUGACUGUCUUUUUGAGUUCAUUCAUGCUGAGUUGGUCAACUAUGUUGCAUCUUCAUCUAAGGGUGAUCAUGACGUUUCCACCCUUGAGUACCUUGGAUUUUGCUGCGGAUACAGGAUCAUUGAAAGGCUCACGAAAGAUUGGCCGCGAUUCAAAGAUGAGCUAGACACAUUAAAAUUCAUGUGUACUGAUUUUUGGUCGUCCAUUUUCAAGAAACAAAUAGAUAAUCUUCGGACAAACCAUGCUGGGGUUUAUGUUCUGCUGGAUAAUAAUUUCCGGCUGAUUUCAAAAAUGUCCUCCGGUAACCAGUACUUGGAAGUGGCUCCCAGGUAUGUCACUUUUACCUGUGGUCUCCUCAGAGGUGCUUUGGCUAACCUUGGAAUCCAUUGUGUUGUAACAUCAGAAAUUAAAACAUUACCUGCUUGUGCAUUCCAUCUGGAGGUAAGAAGGAGUUAGAUCUUUGAAGUAUUAUCAUAUAUUUGUUGACAUAAUUUUUACUCUCAAUAUUCUUUUUUAUUAAUUUUUGGAAUUUGUGUAAUUUUAUGAUGAGCUUAAUUAUCAUCUGUCAUGUUCAUUUGUUUUUUUUAUUUUAGGUGUUAAGAAAUGUAUUGCUAAAAUAAAGAUUUAUCAAAGAAAUUUAAAAUA